AUGCAGGUGGCACCAUAUGAUGAGGAAGCCAAAGCCACACUGCCCACUGUGGCUGCUGCCGAUGACCAUGCAACUGGCCUGGCGACCAAUCUGAAUCAUGGCACUGUGCGAGAGAGAAAUGCCUCUCUGACCGUCGCCUCUCCCAGUCGUGCUACUGCCGCGACGCAUGUUACUGCACGCGAUGAUGGCGCUCGUGUGAAACCGAAGCAGAAGCGCAACAAGCCAACGUUGUCGUGUCUGCUGUGUGUCUCACACAAAACAAAAUGCGAUCGUGGUCGCCCGUGUCUGGCGUGCGUCAAAAGACAGUCCCGAUGUGAGUACACAGCUGUUGCAAACUUGAUCGCAUCUGCAGACCGCAAGGACGGCGGGAGCAAAGCCAGAUAUGUCAUGAAGCCGCCCAGUAAAAUCGGGAAGACAAGCCAUAUCACAUCGCCUUCUGGAUCACACACAUCACCCACUGCCACAGAUAAUGGCUGGCCAAAUACGGAGGGUCGAUCGCAAUUGUCUCCCAUGUCUCCGGCUUCACAGACGGAAUCACCAUAUCUAUAUUCCACCCUUCCAUAUUCCCAAAGCUCGCCCAGCAACGUCUUUGGCGUUGGUUCUCAGCAUCCAUUUUCGAAUUACUGGACUUGUCAAGGUGGUCUACCAGAGGUCAUCACAGUGCUUCCCAGCAAACCACAGGCCGAUAUACUAGUGGCCAAAUACUUCGAAGUUGUGGACCCCGUCUAUCCAUUCUUGCAUCGACGAACAUUCUAUUCAGAUUACGAGCUGUUCUGGGCACUUUCGAUGGAAGAGAAAGGCAAGACAGAUGCCUCGCUGAUUGCUCUACAUUAUGCCAUCUAUGCUCUUGGUACGCAAUUCAUGCAGUUCACGCCUUACGAGGAACGAUCGCAAACCGCAGAAUUCUACUGCUCGGCUGCAAACCAGGCUUUACGAGUCUAUUCAUAUCUCAACAAAACAUCCAUGCGAGCCAUACAGGCAAUGCUGCUCAUGGCAUAUUUUCUCAUGAACGACAAUCAUGCAUCAGACGCAUACGCCUGGGCGGGAAUUCACCUCCGGCAGACCUAUGCCUUACGACUACAUCGGGAUCCUGAGAUCGUUGUGCCCCAAGCCUCAACAUUAGAGAAACAACAGCGCCGGAAAUUGUGGCAAGCAGUCUUUUUCCAGGAUACAUUUUUGACCAUCCUUCUCAAGCUGCCUCCUACAGCAACCCAUAGCGACGUGCCGGUCGAGUCUCUCGCGGACGAGAACGAGCUGAGCAAUGACGGACUAGAUUCGGACGUUGCCUACAUGAGAAGCAUGUGGCAUCUCGGAAACCUUGUUCAGGAGAAUUUGGCGUCUCCACUGUCCCUAUCCUUGCCCAUUGCGAACAGCCCAAGACAGAAGGAGUCAUUGGUCGCAGCGUUCCGCAGGCUGUACAAAUCAUUUCCAGCGCAACUUACCAUUUUGGACUACAAUGUCCUGCAACAACAAGCGCAGAACAAUUCUCGGGCCGUGCGGCAGAACCUUUUCCUGACAUCCAACUAUUUCCACUGCCUGGCAUUACUGCAGAUGGCGGAGAAUAAAGAGCAAGGCGUUGAGGCGAACGUCAAAGCCGCAUUGGAGGCUGCACACGAAGCAUUGUGUGCCUUCUUCAAGCUGUGGGGCUUAUUUGAGGUCGAAGCAGGUGUUUGGUGGGUAUUCCAACAUCGGGCCUUCGAAGAGGCUCUUUUGAUCGUCAAGUCUCUGGCGAUCCCACCUCCACCAGAGUCUCCAUAUGAUGCUGCUAUCUAUGCCAAGGGCAAAGAAGAUAUUGGAAGAAUGUUGGAAAUCAUGGAGCGUUAUGGCGGGAAUUUGGAAAUGCAUACGACGAGAAAGGAAGUCUUGCGAGAAGCAUUUGAAAGGAUAGUGGUAUGA
Pseudocercospora fijiensis CIRAD86 is the source of this 1896-nucleotide messenger RNA. RefSeq lists its product as uncharacterized. NCBI's taxonomy places the organism in Eukaryota, Fungi, Ascomycota, Dothideomycetes, Mycosphaerellales, Mycosphaerellaceae. The coding region runs from base 1 to 1896 and encodes 631 amino acids. Gene Ontology annotation, molecular function: DNA-binding transcription factor activity, RNA polymerase II-specific; DNA binding; zinc ion binding. Gene Ontology annotation, cellular component: nucleus. Gene Ontology annotation, biological process: regulation of DNA-templated transcription; DNA-templated transcription. The record is from RefSeq and is a predicted model, not a curated record. The transcript has 4 exons.